UUCCCUCCCCCGCCGGCUUCCUUGCACCAGUUUGGGUGACCGAGGAACCCCCAGGCCGGCAGAGACUGAGCUCUCGGGUUCGAGUCCGUGUUUUCACUUUUUGUCAGUCUGCGGGCGCAGAAGAUGGGAUUUGGGUCAAGACAUUCGGCUCUGGCCCCCUGGCUGGCCGGGGGAACCCUGGAACCCUAUGGAGACAGCAGGUCACUUCCUGCUUCCUGGUCCCCACGGUGGCUUUUUGGCCAGGAGUGCGGGGACGCCUCCUCUUUCUCCACGUCGGUCUCAAAAGGGUGGAAACUAAGGCAGAUCGGUGGUGGAGCGGUCAGAUGGGGAUUGAAGAGGAGUGUCAUUCCUCAGGGAAUUGCUCUUCCUGACAAAACCAAACUUGUUUGGGGUUGGAGAAUGGGGAUUGAGGAGGUUAGCUGGAGUUGUCCCUUGAUCGGAAACCCAGCCCCUUUGAUUACAGCUGCACCUUGGUCGGGAGCCCAGCCCUUCCGUAACCUAAGCGCUCAAAGCCGGUCUGUCCGGAGUAGUGGUGGUGAAGGGACGGAAAAUUGGAGUUGAAAGAUGUAGUACUCCGUUCACGUAAAGUUUCGGUGUAUAACACUUACAAGUAAUUACCAACUUAAAAAAAAAAGACUGUUUCGGUAGUAUACUGAUAAUAUUGCCUUGGGAUGAGGUUUUCUUUGAAGAGAAACGCUUUGUUACAGAGGGAAAAGCCGACCAUACUUGGUUUGAGUAGUACUCUACUAUGCUACCGUUCUGGAACCUAUAGAGCGUCUCUUAUUCACAGAUUUAAUCUUCAUGCUAAAUAGUGCAAAGUAAGAAAAUUGAAGUCAAAGACCAUGGGAGAUACAGCAAAACCUUAUUUCGCGAAGCGCACUAAAGACCGGGGGACUAUGGAUGAUGAUGACUUCAGAAGGGGUCACCCCCAACAAGAUUAUUUAAUAAUAGAUGACCAUGCUAAAGGCCAUGGCAGUAAAAUGGAAAAGGGCCUUCAAAAAAAAAAGAUAACACCAGGGAACUAUGGGAAUACCCCCAGAAAAGGACCAUGUGCUGUUUCCAGCAAUCCAUAUGCAUUUAAAAACCCAAUCUACAGUCAGCCUGCUUGGAUGAAUGACAACCACAAAGAUCAGAGUAAGAGAUGGCUGUCUGAUGAACAUACUGGUAAUUCGGACAACUGGAGAGAAUUCAAACCUGGACCUAGAAUUCCUGUUAUAAACAGACAAAGAAAAGACUCCUUUCAAGAAAAUGAAGACGGUUAUCGGUGGCAAGACACAAGAGGCUGCAGAACUGUGAGACGACUGUUUCAUAAAGACCUAACAAGCCUAGAAACCACGUCAGAAAUGGAAGCAGGAAGUCCUGAAAACAAGAAGCAGAGGGCCAGACCUAGGAAGCCACGGAAGACUAGAAAUGAGGAAAACGAGCAGGAUGGAGACUUGGAAGGCCCUGUGAUCGACGAGUCUGUGCUUUCAGCGAAGGAGCUGCUGGGCUUACAGCAGGCUGAGGAGAGACUGAAGAGAGAUUGCGUUGACAGGCUCAAAAGGCGACCACGAAACUACCCUGCAGCCAAGUACACCUGCAGACUCUGUGAUGUUUUAAUUGAAUCCAUUGCAUUUGCCCAUAAGCAUAUCAAGGAGAAGAGGCACAAGAAAAACAUUAAGGAGAAGCAAGAGGAAGAGUUGCUCACUACGUUACCCCCACCAACACCCUCCCAGAUAAAUGCAGUUGGCAUUGCCAUUGACAAAGUGGUACAGGAAUUUGGCUUACACAAUGAGAACUUGGAACAGAGGCUAGAAAUUAAACGUAUCAUGGAAAAUGUGUUCCAACACAAGUUACCAGAUUGUUCCCUAAGAUUAUAUGGGUCAUCCUGUAGCAGAUUGGGUUUCAAAAAUUCAGAUGUAAACAUUGACAUCCAAUUUCCAGCCAUUAUGUCUCAGCCAGAUGUCCUCUUACUUGUUCAAGAUUGUUUAAAGAACAGUGACUCUUUUAUUGAUGUCGAUGCAGACUUCCAUGCUAGGGUGCCAGUGGUGGUGUGCAGAGAAAAGCAAAGUGGUCUUCUGUGUAAAGUGAGCGCAGGAAAUGAAAAUGCUUGUCUGACAACAAAGCAUUUAACUGCCCUUGGAAAACUAGAACCAAAGCUGGUUCCUUUGGUGAUUGCGUUUAGGUACUGGGCAAAGCUUUGCAGUAUAGAUCGCCCUGAAGAAGGAGGUCUGCCACCUUAUGUGUUUGCCCUGAUGGCCAUUUUCUUUCUUCAGCAGAGGAAAGAACCCCUUUUGCCUGUAUAUCUAGGAUCAUGGAUUGAAGGAUUCUCAUUAAGCAAACUGGGGAAUUUCAACCUUAAAGACAUUGAAACAGAUGUUGUGAUCUGGGAAUAUACGGACAGUGCUGCAGGGGAUACAGACGCAGCGAAAGAAGAGGCACCAAGAGAAACGCCCAUUAAAAGGGGACAGGUGUCAUUAAUAUUGGAUAUGAAACACCAGCCUUCAGUACCAGUUGGGCAGCUCUGGGUGGAAUUGCUGCGAUUCUAUGCUUUAGAAUUUAAUGUGGCUGAUUUAGUGAUAAGUAUUCGUGUCAAAGAAUUGGUAUCUCGGGAAUUGAAGGAUUGGCCCAAAAAGCGCAUUGCCAUUGAAGAUCCCUACUCUGUUAAAAGAAAUGUGGCAAGAACCCUAAAUAGUCAACCUGUGUUUGAAUAUAUACUUCACUGUUUAAGGACAACAUACAAGUAUUUUGCUCUUCCACACAAAAUUACAAAAUCCAGCCUUCCGAAGCCUCUGAAUGCAGUUACAUGUGUUUCAGAAGUAAUAAAUCAUGAUCCAGAUGUGCAAACAAAAGAUGAUAAGCUCAAAAACUCAGUUUUGGCUCAAGGUCCCGGUGCUACCGGUUCAGCUGCAAAUACCUGUAAGGUACAGCCACUUACUCUUAAAGAGACUGCUGAAAGCUUUGGAAGUCCACCAACAGAAGAAAUGGGAAAUGAACACAUCAGGGUUAUCCCCCCUGAAAACUCAGACUGUAUCCGAGCAGAUGUUGACUAUGAUGAUUACAAGGAUGAUAAAGUACACCAUCAAGAAACAGGAAGGAAAAAUGAGAAAGAGAAAGUUGGUAGGAAGGGCAAGCAUCUGUUGGCUAUUGAUCAGAAACGUGGAGAGCAUGUUGUGUGUGGCAGCACACGUAAUAAUGAGUCAGAGAUCUCUUUGGAUUUAGAAGGCUUCCAAAAUCCUAUAGCCAAAGAGUGUGAGGGACUUGCUACUUUAGAUAACAAGGCUAAUCUUGAUGGAGAAAUUAUAGAAGGUACUGAGGAACUAGAAGGCCCUCUAAACCACUUUACCCACUCAGUACAGGGCCAGAUUUCAGAAAUGAUUCCCUCUGAUGAAGAGGAGGAGGAAGACGAAGAAGAAGAGGAGGAAGAAGAACCUAGACUCACCGUUAACCAAAGGGAAGAUGAAGAUGGCAUGGCUAAUGAAGAUGAAUUAGACAACACCUACACAGGAUCAGGGGAUGAGGAUGCCCUAUCUGAAGAGGAUGAUGAGUUAGGCGACCCUGCUAAGUAUGAAGACGUGAAAGAAUGUGGAAAACAUGUAGAAGGAGCUCUCCUAGUGAAACUUAAUAAAAUAAGUCUUAAGGAAGAAAAUGUAUGUGAAGAAAGUUCACCUGUGGAUCAGUCUGAUUUUUUUUAUGAAUUCAGUAAACUUAUCUUCACCAAAGGAAAGUCUCCUACGGUAGUGUGCAGUUUAUGCAAACGAGAGGGUCAUCUAAAGAAGGACUGCCCUGAAGACUUCAAAAGAAUCCAACUAGAACCUCUGCCACCGUUAACACCCAAGUUUUUAAAUAUCUUAGAUCAAGUCUGUAUCCAGUGUUAUAAGGAUUUUUCUCCAACAAUUAUAGAAGAACAGGCUCGUGAACAUAUUCGGCAAAACCUAGAAAGUUUCAUAAGACAAGACUUUCCAGGAACUAAAUUGAGCCUGUUUGGCUCCUCCAAAAAUGGAUUUGGGUUCAAACAGAGUGACCUUGACGUCUGUAUGACAAUUAAUGGACUUGAAACUGCUGAGGGAUUGGACUGUGUCAGAACUAUUGAAGAAUUAGCAAGAGUCCUCAGAAAACAUUCAGGUCUGAGAAACAUCUUACCUAUUACAACAGCAAAGGUGCCAAUUGUGAAGUUCUUCCAUUUGAGAAGUGGUCUGGAAGUAGAUAUCAGUUUGUAUAACACAUUGGCCCUUCAUAACACAAGGCUUUUAUCUGCUUAUUCCGCCAUUGAUCCCAGAGUGAAGUAUUUGUGCUAUACCAUGAAAGUAUUUACAAAGAUGUGUGAUAUUGGUGAUGCAUCUAGAGGCAGCUUAUCAUCAUAUGCAUAUACUCUUAUGGUGCUAUAUUUUCUCCAGCAGAGGAAUCCACCAGUCAUUCCUGUCCUUCAAGAGAUAUACAAAGGUGAAAAGAAACCUGAAAUAUUUGUUGAUGGCUGGAAUAUUUAUUUUUUUGAUCAAAUAGAUGAACUGCCUGCCUAUUGGCCAGAAUGUGGAAAAAACACCGAAUCUGUUGGGCAGUUAUGGUUGGGCCUUCUUCGUUUCUACACGGAGGAAUUUGAUUUUAAAGAACAUGUUAUUAGCAUCAGGAGAAAAAGUCUGCUUACAACUUUUAAGAAACAGUGGACUUCAAAAUACAUUGUUAUUGAAGAUCCCUUUGAUUUGAAUCAUAAUCUUGGAGCUGGGUUAUCAAGAAAAAUGACAAAUUUUAUAAUGAAGGCUUUUAUCAAUGGUAGAAGAGUAUUUGGUAUUCCUGUCAAGGGAUUUCCAAAGGACUACCCUUCAAAAAUGGAAUACUUUUUUGAUCCAGAUGUGUUAACUGAAGGAGAGCUGGCCCCAAAUGAUAGAUGUUGUCGAAUUUGUGGGAAAAUCGGACACUUUAUGAAAGACUGUCCUAUGAGGAGGAAAGUGAGACGGCGGCGAGAUCAGGAAGAUGCCCUGAACCAAAGAUACCCUGAGAACAAGGAAAAAAGAAGCAAAGAGGACAAAGAAAUUCACAACAAAUACACAGAAAGGGAGGUGUCAACAAAAGAAGAUAAGCCCAUACAGUGCACACCUCAGAAAGCCAAGCCAGUGCGGGCAGCUGCUGACCUGGGGAGGGAGAAGAUCCUCAGACCACCAGUGGAAAAAUGGAAGAGACAGGAUGACAAAGACUUAAGAGAAAAGCGUUGUUUUAUUUGUGGAAGAGAAGGGCACAUUAAAAAGGAAUGCCCGCAGUUUAAAGGCUCUUCAGGAAUGUCUAAAUCAGAUUGUAUGUUUGGAUCCCCCUCACCUGUACCAUUGAAACCAACUGGUCCAUUUGUUCAGGCAGUGCUUUUACAUGAAGACAAAAAGAAACAAAAAACAACAAUAUUUUUGAGUCCCCAGUCAGGUAGCCUUUCCAGUAAAUAUAUGACUCAGGGAAAAGCCUCAGCGAAGAGGACCCAGCAGGAAUCAUGAGGGAAGGAAAAUGCAGCACUCUAAAUGGCCACUCAGGCGUUCCUAUUCACUCGGAAAAUUAGGUUCAUUUCACAGGACACGGCAGCGUAGAUCAGGCUUCAACUUAACAUUUAAGGGAAAUGUCAGAUUUUUUUUUAAUUUAAUGAAAUUGUUAAUGAGGAAGAAUUUUUAAUAUAGUCUUAUCCACCACACAUCCCCAUAGAUUUAAGGAUUUUAAUAGAAAGCCAUGAUGUAUGUAUUUAAGCCAGGUUAAAAGAAAAAAUGUAACUAUGGACCAGUAUUCAAUGAAUACAGUUUCAUGGUUUUUAAUUCUUUCAAAGCACAUUAAAAAUGGUGUGCUGAUAAACCCCAAGUAAAUUAACCCUUUUUCUGUAUAAAUCCAUUUUUUGUUUUGAAGAGGGGAAAUUAUAUUUAUUGUUGUUUACUGAAUCCUUGUGUGAAAGCAUAUCAAAUAUGUAUGAACUGCUACUGCUGUACUUCCGAUUUACAGACAUCAUUUUAUUGCUAUUUGUAGAUGUGAUAACAUGAACAUGAGUACCUAUUUAUGUGGGCCUUCAGUGGAUGAGAAGUGCCACUCAGGUCUCUGGGGUCUCCCUCUCUAAUUUUAAGUAAAUUGACAUGUAACUACUAUGCUUAUCAAAAUGAAGUAAGGAAAACAAGUAGUCCUGUUUGCCACUAAAAACAUUUUCAAAGGAAAAAUAAAAUGAAAGUACUUUUUACUUUUUAUGAUAUUCAGAAAUUAGGAUGAAGAACUUUUUAAAAUUCCUGAAGAUCAAAGAGGUUAUCUCUGCCAGUCACAAGUGUGGUUGGUGUCAUUCUGGGUCUGACUGGAGCCCUCCUGGACUGUUUCUUUAAUUUCAAAAGCCCUGCAGACAUAGUACCUGGUCAGAACUAUGCCUCAGUUUAUUUAUCAUUUUGAAAUAAAAUCAAAAUUUCAACCUGUAA
Molecule: messenger RNA, 6401 nt
Organism: Chlorocebus sabaeus (green monkey)
Lineage: Eukaryota; Metazoa; Chordata; Mammalia; Primates; Cercopithecidae
Gene: TUT7
Product: terminal uridylyl transferase 7
Molecular function (GO): RNA uridylyltransferase activity; nucleic acid binding; zinc ion binding
Source: RefSeq, a predicted model, not a curated record